Molecule: messenger RNA, 828 nt
Organism: Ochotona curzoniae (black-lipped pika)
Lineage: Eukaryota; Metazoa; Chordata; Mammalia; Lagomorpha; Ochotonidae
Gene: NUDT7
Product: nudix hydrolase 7
Exons: 4
Coding region: 69-764 (231 amino acids)
Biological process (GO): coenzyme A catabolic process; nucleoside diphosphate metabolic process
Molecular function (GO): magnesium ion binding; acetyl-CoA hydrolase activity; manganese ion binding
Source: RefSeq, a predicted model, not a curated record
UCUGCGCAUGCCCGUCCCGGGAGCGCCUCGGCCGAGUCUGGGAUUGCAAGCCCGCCACCCCCGGCACCAUGUCGCGACCCUGUUCCCCUCAGAAGCUUGACAGAAACAAUCUGAUAGAGAUUGCUAAGGUUCGCUUGAAAAAGUAUGAUGUUGGGGCCAGUUACUCUUGCUCAUCCCCUGACAAAUGUGCUGUCCUCAUACCGUUGUUGUGGAAAGAAGGAGAAUUCCACCUGUUGUUCACCCUCCGCUCAGAGAAGCUCAGAAGGUCGCCUGGUGAGGUUUGUUUUCCUGGAGGACGGUGGGAGCCUACAGACACCAAUGACGUAGCCACAGCUCUGCGGGAGGCCCAGGAGGAAGUGGGGCUGCAGCCUCAUCAUGUGGAGGUUAUCUGCUGUCUGCCGCCACAUCCGUUUCAAAAAGGCAUAUGGAUAACCCCAGUAGUGGGCUUUAUAGGCCACAAUUUCCAAGCCCAGCCUAAUCCCAGUGAAGUCCAAGAUGUGUUCCUGGUGCCUCUGGACUACUUCCUGCAUCCACGCGUCUACUACUGGAAGCAAGUGACAUUUGCUGGCCAGCAUUUCAUCAGUCAUUUCUUUGAGUACACAAACCCUGAGAAUGGUGUGACUUACAUAAUUGAAGGACUAACCGCGCGACUCGCCUUGCUAACUGCCAUAAUUAUUUUGGAAAAGAAACCCACCUUUGAAGUGAGUUUUGAUCUCAAGAAUCUAAUCCCAACCCUUCCUAAGCAGGCCAUCAGCAAGUUAUGAUUUACAAGACCAGCAUGCAGAAAUCUGUCCAUAAUAGGCAUUUAAUAAAUAUUUGUUCAAUUUA